Messenger RNA from Sinocyclocheilus grahami, 641 nucleotides. RefSeq names its product cysteine/tyrosine-rich 1 (gene cyyr1). Bases 339 to 641 code for a protein of 100 amino acids. The record is from RefSeq and is a predicted model, not a curated record. The transcript is spliced from 3 exons. Lineage: Eukaryota; Metazoa; Chordata; Actinopteri; Cypriniformes; Cyprinidae.
CUCCUUGCGCGGCUGAGCAAAGUCCCUGGGGGAGGGGAUCGAGGCGAAGAAAAGAAAAUAGAUCAAGGAAGAAGUUAAAGACAAAGAGGAAGGAGUCAAAAGAGAAGUUCUGACUAAGAGACUCGUGGAACACGUGGAGCGUUAUGGAUAAAAUAGUUUAUUUUAAUGCUUGAAACUCAGAACGCUUGACAGUCAGAACAACAGCACAGUUUAUAGUCAGAUUUAAGACAUGGCAGAAUGAACGAUCAACUGUGUAAGGAUUAAAUAGGGUUAGACGCGUUUUCCCAGGGAUUUUCACCAACAACAACAAAAAAAAAAAAAAAACUUACCGGAACAUUAUGGAAAAUCCGAGGACAGCCAGUUCACAGAAGAUUUGGAAGUUCGUGCGGGAAUCUCUGCUGCUUUGCUUCUUUGCCGUGUUGACCGACAGGACCCAGAGGGGAACGGCCAUCUCAGGGAUCGUGUUUGGUGUGGUGUUUUUGAUGGGUGCAGUGGCCGCCAUCCUUCUGUGCAUCUGUAUGUGUGUGAAGAACGGGCGUGGGGCGAGAGUGGGUGUCUUCAGCUCAACAUAUAUCAACACUGUGACUCAGGGUUACCCAGGUAACACAACAACACACAAAAGCCUUCACACAGCACACUAG